Molecule: messenger RNA, 1211 nt
Organism: Beta vulgaris subsp. vulgaris (sugar beet)
Lineage: Eukaryota; Viridiplantae; Streptophyta; Magnoliopsida; Caryophyllales; Amaranthaceae
Product: origin of replication complex subunit 3-like
Exons: 5
Coding region: 332-811 (159 amino acids)
Biological process (GO): DNA replication; DNA replication initiation
Cellular component (GO): nuclear pre-replicative complex; nuclear origin of replication recognition complex; DNA replication preinitiation complex
Molecular function (GO): DNA replication origin binding
Source: RefSeq, a predicted model, not a curated record
UCAGCUGAAUCCACUAAACACUACUAUUGUUCAUCACUAGUUAGAUUUGUUUUGUCAGGGUAUGACAAUUUAUCCAGAUACAUAACCUUUAUUCUUGAUAUCCAUACAUGAGUGUUCACCUGUCUUGGUUUGUAGUGAUGUCAAACUUGGCAAACUUAGCUGUCAAUAAGCUUCUAUCUUUUGUUGAUUAAAUUUUCCCUCAGUCUCACUUGCUCGUAAAUUUCAUCAGGGUCAUCUGUAUGCCAGAUGAUGAACUAGUUUAUAUUUGAUAGGUUUUGAUAUAUGCCUAUACUGACAGUCAUUGGGUUAAUGUUUUCUGCCCAGAGAUCAGAUGAAGCCUAUUGAGUCUUUACCCUUUCACGAAAUCUUGUGCUUUAAGAAGGUUGACAAGCUUCAAACAGCCUUACUGGGUGAUCCUAGAAAAAGAAUUCAAGCUGAUCUGCUGGAGGUCCGUAAAUAUUUGCGCUGCGGCUGCUGCAGUAGCAGAGAAAGCAGAUUGCUGCCAUCUCUUCAUGACACUUCAAUUUUGUAUAUUCUGGCUCAAGAGCAUGGUGAUAUCAUUAAUGUUCACGAUUGGUUCCAAUCUUUUAAAGCCAUUCUCGUAAAUCCAUCUAUCAAAGCUAGGAGUAAGUCAAAGCAUUCUUCAACACCUAAGAAAAAGAAAAAUACUGAACAUUCGGAUAGCUACAGUGCAGCGGCAAUUCAAGCACGUUUCUGCAAGGGAGUUUCAGAGCUCCAGGUUACUGGACUACUUCGAAUGCCUACGAAAAGGCGCCCAGACUUUGUGCAGAGAGUGGCCUUUGGACUGUAACAAAUCAUAAUUAUUACUCGUGCCUGAAAUUGCAACUAUGCCAUGAAUUCCAGACUUUUAGCCUGCAGAAUUAUCGGUGCUUGCAUGUUGUACUUUAUAGAUCAAAACAGAGAGAGAUGUGAAGAAGACCUUGUCACUACUAAAAUCACAUUAUCACGGACCAUGUUGGUUCAGCUUAUGUAAGCUUCAUAUCAAGACGUGUGCAUAUGAUAUUUUACGCUUUAGAAUUGGUUCCGCUGCUCAUUUCCUGGUGGGCAAUAGAAGUACUUUGUAACGUAGAAGUAUACGGUUUCUUAAUUUUAAUGAAUUGUCAUAAGCACGUCAUUAGUAAAUACUUCAAGUUUUCCAGUAUCUAUCGGGAUAUAAAUUUGAAGAAGUUUCAUAACAGUUCUACUUUAUA